AUGGGCGUACAGAAAGGGGAGGAGGACGAAGCUAUCUACCCACCUUUAGUAGCCAAGUUUUCAAAAAGUAAUACUGAAUCCUCGUCAACAUCAUCUAGGUCUGCCUUCAAGUUCAGUCUUGCGGCAUAUAGCUUAGGAAAACAGUCAAUGACGUUUGUGAUACCAUGUUCUCUUUGGAAGUCUUGCAAGAUGCUUCCUAGCUCAACAUGUGGUUUACCAAAGCUCAAGUUCUGUGGUUUGGCAUGGCCGAGUUCUGCCAGGAUCGACGUCAAGCUGGCGUCUAUGACCGCUGAUGCAGAUCCUAUGGCUGUUAUGUAUUUUUAUGAUUCUUUAAAGAAUAAAAUCAAAUUAGACUUCCUGAAGAUUAUCAAUUUUUUCACGGGAAUAAUUUUGAAAUUAAAUUUUAACAAAACAUACUUGAUAACUUUUUCUUCCGAUAAGAGAUUUUCACCCGUUGAUAAAUUCCAAAUUCAAACAUCAGACGGCUACAAAUAUAUACAAGCAGUAAAUAAUAUCAAAUACUUAGCUAUAAUUAUAGAUGAUAAUUUAAACUGGAAUAUAAAUGAUGAAAACUUAGUCAAAAAUUAA
Acanthoscelides obtectus is the source of this 588-nucleotide messenger RNA. The record is from the annotation of a GenBank genome assembly. NCBI's taxonomy places the organism in Eukaryota, Metazoa, Arthropoda, Insecta, Coleoptera, Chrysomelidae.